Messenger RNA from Ceratotherium simum simum (southern white rhinoceros), 3098 nucleotides. NCBI's taxonomy places the organism in Eukaryota, Metazoa, Chordata, Mammalia, Perissodactyla, Rhinocerotidae. The record is from RefSeq and is a predicted model, not a curated record.
AAACUAGGUCCUUCAGAAGCUUGGGAAAGCUGAUGAGACAAAAGACGAACAGUUUGAAGAAUAUGUCCAGAACUUCAAACGGCAAGAGGCAGAGGGUACCAGACUUCAGCGAGAACUCCGAGGAUAUUUAGCAGCUAUCAAAGGCAUGCAAGAGGCCUCAAUGAAGCUCACUGAGUCGCUGCAUGAAGUCUACGAGCCUGACUGGUAUGGGCGGGAAGAUGUGAAAAUGGUUGGCGAGAAAUGUGAUGUACUGUGGGAAGACUUCCAUCAAAAACUAGUGGAUGGGUCCUUGCUGACACUGGAUACCUAUCUGGGCCAAUUUCCCGACAUAAAGAAUCGCAUUGCAAAGCGCAGCAGGAAGCUGGUGGACUAUGACAGUGCCCGCCACCAUCUGGAAGCUUUGCAGAGCUCCAAGAGGAAGGAUGAAAGUCGAAUCUCUAAGGCAGAAGAGGAAUUUCAGAAAGCACAGAAAGUGUUUGAGGAGUUUAAUGUUGACUUACAAGAAGAGUUACCAUCAUUAUGGUCAAGACGAGUUGGAUUUUAUGUCAAUACUUUCAAAAAUGUCUCCAGCCUGGAGGCCAAGUUUCAUAAGGAAAUUGCCAUGCUUUGCCACAAACUGUAUGAAGUGAUGACGAAACUGGGCGACCAGCACGCUGACAAGGCCUUCACCAUUCAAGGAGCUCCCAGCGAUUCCGGUCCUCUCCGCAUCGCGAAGACGCCAUCGCCGCCUGAGGAGCCUUCGCCCAUCCCGAGCCCGACAGCUAGCCCCAAUCAUACACUGGCACCCACGUCUCCUGUACCAGCAAGGCCCAGGUCACCUUCGCAGACAAGGAAAGGGCCUCCUGUUCCACCUCUGCCUAAAGUCACCCCAACAAAGGAACUGCAGCAGGAGAACAUCAUCAGUUUCUUUGAGGACAACUUUGUUCCAGAAAUCAGUGUGACGACACCUUCCCAGAAUGAAGUUCCUGAGGCGAAGAAAGAGGAGACUUUGUUGGAUCUGGACUUUGACCCUUUCAAGCCUGAAGUAGCACCUGCAGGUUCUGCUGGAGUGACCCACUCACCCAUGUCUCAGACGUUGCCUUGGGACCUAUGGACGACGAGCACUGAUUUGGUACACCCGGCUUCUGGUGGUUCAUUUAAUGGAUUCACCCAGCCCCAGGACACUUCAUUAUUCACGAUGCAGACAGACCAGAGUAUGAUCUGUAACUUGGCUGAAUCUGAACAGGCUCCACCCACAGAGCCGAAAGCAGAGGAGCGCCCUGCCGCUGCAACGCCUGCUGUUGGGCUGGAACCUGGACACGACGCCGGGGCUGAGGAGCCUAUGGAGGGGGCUGUGAUCGUACCUGGAACUGAUGCUGAUGUGACUGUUGGAACCUCGGUGACCGAGGGGGCCCCGGUGGAGGAAGCAGAGACAGAGAAGGCAGCUCUUCCUGCGGGGGAGGGAGCGAGUUUAGAGGAGGCCAGGAUUGAUACUGAAGCCACAGAAGUCGUGGAUAGCGACAGGUCUCCACCAGAAGAAAUAGAAGCAGCAGCGCCUCAGGAGAAGGUCAUCCCUUCUGUCGUCAUACAGCCCGCCUCCAACAAUGAGGGGGAGGGAGAGCACGAAAUAACCCUAGGUGCAGAGCCCAAGGAGGCCACCGAUGGUGCUGCUCUUCCGGCCUCCACGCCAGAGCUGAGCGCGGAGCAGAAGGCGGGCGAGGACUCCCAGCUGGCGCCCUCUGCUCCAUCUGCAAGUGAGGCCUCUCAGGAAGUGCCUCCCGGCUUUCUCUACAAGGUGGAAACACUGCAUGAUUUCGAGGCAGCAAAUUCUGAUGAACUCACCUUACAAAGGGGUGACGUGGUGCUGGUGGUCCCCUCGGAUUCGGAAGCUGACCAGGAUGCAGGCUGGCUGGUAGGAGUGAAGGAGUCAGACUGGCUUCAGUACAGAGACCUUGCCAGCUACAAAGGCCUCUUUCCAGAGAACUUCACCCGACGCCUGGAUUAGGGCCAAAGUCUUGUAGAAAGAGCCUGGUACUGGGUUUUUAAACCUUCAUGAAAGCCUGAGGAGUUCACUUUUGCUGUUACACUCUUAAUGAUUUACAGACUGAUGCCAGACAAAGCUUGCAAGGGUAUAUCAGUGGAGCAUGUGUGUAAAAAAAUGUAAGAGAAAAAAAGUAAAUUCAGGAAAAAAUCCUCACUGGUUCCCACAUUAUGGAUAACAGGUUUGUUUGUGCUUUGUCCAAGCUGUGGACACUCUUGUCCUUGACCCCUCCCACCAAUCCUAAAGUAGCUUUCUCCAGACCGGAACCUGAAUUUCUCUGCACCAAGUGUAUGGUAGUGAGCGGCUGUCCUGCAGAAGCUGUGUUAAAUUAUCCUGUAGUACGAGAUGAUCUUAUUCCCCUGCACAGGUGUGAGCACGUGCUCUCUCUCUCUCUCCCCCUUUCAAGUUUACUGUGUUUAAAACUACACUGCUGCAAAAGUUUUCAAUGUCCUUUUCCAACACACCUCUCUCUAUAUAUAUGGACACACAAUGACACAAGCUAGUUCCCAUCACUCCUGGAUCUAUGUGUAUGCACACAGUUACAUAUACAUAGUUGCUUUCUUUCCUUCCCAUUGUAGCUCGUGGCCUCUGAGUGUCAUUGAUACAUGCAUUGCUCUUCUUCUGUCUGGCAUUACAGUUGCAGUUUUGCCUCAGAGCAAAACCAGCCAUCCCAUUGCCAAAACAGUCAACAGUAUCUGUGUUUAUAAUGUGCAUUUUUCAGGAUACGAUGACAAAUAGCAUGUCUAAACAGCCGCCCCUUUGGAGAAAGCAGGACCGGAUUAUCUAGAUGUCCAGCUGCUGAGGCUGGAGGUAGGCUAGUCGGGCUGAGCAGCUAAGUAGUCUCAACGUCUGCCUUUCUGAGAUUGGCUAGAUGAUGGGGCCUGUAAAUUCACCCCAAAAGAACUCUCUUUAAAAAAGCUCCUACAUCUUUCCACCUCUUUAUAUUUAUGCAACUCAUCUUCACAGAUUGUCCUAAAAUAAGAUAGGAGAUGUAUGCUGUAUCCACACCAUCUGUAACAGUUAUGUUUCCAGUGCUGUGUCAUUCCAAAUAAACCUUUGGUAAUCUGCAGCAAUUACC